UGAACGCGUGGUGAAUGUCCUACGAACAUUAGUAACUGUGGGAAAGUGGAAAAUUGGAUCGUCUUGCUGAGAUAUCCAUGAGAAUUUCUGCGCGAGCGGACGCACGCCGCUCCUGAGGACCUCGACCUCGACUCAUAGUUAUCGAACGCUAUCUUGCGAAUGUUGAAAAUUGUACGAAGAAUUAUUGCGAGGGAAGGCAGCUCUGCAAGUGUGAACGGACGCGUACGUCACUGACGUUGUGAUGUCGAAUGGAACAUGCGCGAAAUGGAGCGACAUGCGAGAACGGUUGCGGGAAAAUAUGGAUUCGGAGAUCUUCUUCGAAAAGUACACGUUGUCGGAAGAAACUGCAAUGAGACUCAAGUCUAUCAGAAUAAUGAUGCAGGAUAAUAUCGCCCAGGCUAAUCCGGUGUGGAAGGUGAUCGCAGGGGAGAAUGAAGAAAGAAUAUCUUCGGAAAGCGAAGACAGUGAUAAUGAUGUUGAUAAUAAAGAAAGUGAUACUGAUGUCCAAAUGCCAUUUAGUCAGUCAAUAUUGGAACCAUCUACUCAGUUUUAUUUCACUCAAGCUGAACGAAUUAUGCCACCUGCUGCAGCUGCUGAAGGAUCUGCAACUGCACCAUUGCAGAAGUGUGACAUAUUGGAGUUUCUUUCCGAGGGCUUAGAAAAAAAUGAUGGGAAAUUUGAUUUUGCUCAAUUGAACAACCUCUCCGAUGAGGAUCUUGUUCCUUUAAUGGAAGAUCUGGGUAAAAAAUUAAGCUCAAAAGGCAUUUAUAAUGUAUGUCAGUCAAUGAAUGACAUGUCUAUCGAAGAGGGAAUGAAGUAUCUCAAUAUAUUGUGCACACAUUUGUUGUUACCAAAGAUCAUUCAACUUGAAGAGCCAUCUCGUUUACUAUCAUCCGCGAUUGGUGAAUGUAUUAAAAAAUUCCCCAAUGAGGUUCAGCAGUUCAUAUUUGUUCCUAUUCUCAAUACUGAAUUAAAGGACACAACAUUGAUCUCUACUAUUGUGAAUACAUUUGAACCAGGGAAGAGAGCAGUGCUGUUUGAAGAGUUUCUUGAGUCUGUAGAGGAAUUAAAGUCAUGGCAUAUACCUGUUUUGCAAAAUUUCUUAUCUGUAAGACUUGACCAUGACAUAAUUAGCAGAGUUAUAAAACUAUUCUCAGGAAAAGCGUUUUGCUAUUCCAAAGAUAAGAACUUCGGAAAACUCAUACUGUCGUUUUUAAAAAUUAAUACAACACUGUCCGAGGAGCAGAAACAUUUAAUGCUCGAGAUAAUCUCAGUCAAUGAAACAUUAUUCAAAAAACCUAUAGAAAAUAUUUUACGUAAAAUGUAAUUGCGUUAAAUUAUUGGCAUAAAAAAUAAAUUA
Messenger RNA from Harpegnathos saltator (Jerdon's jumping ant), 1360 nucleotides. RefSeq lists its product as hypothetical. The coding region runs from base 242 to 1327 and encodes 361 amino acids. NCBI's taxonomy places the organism in Eukaryota, Metazoa, Arthropoda, Insecta, Hymenoptera, Formicidae. The transcript has 5 exons. Gene Ontology annotation, biological process: interstrand cross-link repair. The record is from RefSeq and is a predicted model, not a curated record. Gene Ontology annotation, cellular component: Fanconi anaemia nuclear complex.